Messenger RNA from Tarenaya hassleriana, 834 nucleotides. Its product is annotated as ADP-ribosylation factor 1. Gene Ontology annotation, molecular function: GTP binding; GTPase activity. The transcript has 7 exons. Gene Ontology annotation, cellular component: cytoplasm. NCBI's taxonomy places the organism in Eukaryota, Viridiplantae, Streptophyta, Magnoliopsida, Brassicales, Cleomaceae. The record is from RefSeq and is a predicted model, not a curated record. Gene Ontology annotation, biological process: vesicle-mediated transport; intracellular protein transport. Bases 123 to 668 code for a protein of 181 amino acids.
CAGAAUUUCUGUGUUCCGCAAAUCUUGUGAAUACGUUAAAUUGCCAUUACCAUUUUGAGGAGGGGCCAUAAGCGGCAGGCGAUCUAGAUCUCGAGCUCUCUUGUUCUUCUUCGGAUCGGAAAAUGGGGCUGUCUUUUGGGAAGUUGUUCAGCAGGCUCUUUGCCAAGAAAGAGAUGCGUAUCCUUAUGGUGGGUCUUGAUGCUGCUGGUAAGACGACCAUUUUGUACAAGCUCAAACUCGGUGAGAUUGUGACCACUAUCCCAACCAUUGGGUUCAAUGUGGAGACAGUGGAAUACAAGAACAUCAGCUUUACCGUCUGGGAUGUCGGGGGUCAGGACAAGAUCCGUCCAUUGUGGAGACACUACUUCCAGAACACCCAGGGGCUUAUCUUUGUUGUUGACAGCAACGACCGAGACCGUGUUGUUGAAGCCAGGGACGAGCUUCACAGAAUGCUGAACGAGGAUGAGUUGAGGGAUGCCGUGCUGCUCGUGUUUGCUAACAAGCAGGAUCUUCCCAAUGCAAUGAACGCUGCCGAGAUCACUGACAAGCUCGGUCUCCACUCUCUCCGCCAACGACACUGGUACAUUCAGAGCACAUGUGCCACCUCGGGCGAAGGUCUGUACGAGGGCCUUGACUGGCUAUCCAACAACAUUGCGAACAAGGCAUAGACCAGAGGCAUGUGUCCGAGCCAUGGACCUCGACAACAUAUAAAGUAGUCAGAAUCCUCUGUUGUCUCUGCUUGUUUUGGUAAUCUUUGCUAGUGAAACUACUAUUUGUUGUCAUUCUUCACUCUCUCUCCUUCGUUAUUCAAUUUCAAACUAUGUUUUGUCUCUU